Molecule: messenger RNA, 5879 nt
Organism: Manduca sexta (tobacco hornworm)
Lineage: Eukaryota; Metazoa; Arthropoda; Insecta; Lepidoptera; Sphingidae
Gene: Efa6
Product: PH and SEC7 domain-containing protein
Exons: 20
Coding region: 856-3342 (828 amino acids)
Biological process (GO): regulation of ARF protein signal transduction
Molecular function (GO): guanyl-nucleotide exchange factor activity; protein binding; phospholipid binding
Source: RefSeq, a predicted model, not a curated record
GGCGCGGCGGACACUCCGCACUCGGCCGCACUCAGCCGCACUCAGCCACCGCACCGAUACUAUACUACAUGCUGCCACAACUGGCGACUGAUCGUUCUCCACACACCCUUCGGCAGUGUUUAAUUGUCGCGGUAACCGAUCGUCAGAAGGUCGUGCUCGCCGAGUGAUUGUUGCAAUACCUACGAAACGAAAUUGUUUUUAAAAACUGGUCGUGAUUAAUGCGUUACGCCUCAGUGAUUCAUUGACACCGGCUCGAGGAUGUAGUGAAUAGUGAUGCGGUGCGCCAAUUAUCCGUGAAGUUGUGUCAAUACGCACAUUGUUUGUUCCAGUGACAUGAGUGCCGUGUGUGAAUUAUAAAUAUUUGCCGUGGAUGCGGGCACGUGUCGUCCGUGGCUAUCGACUCGAAUAACAAUUACAAGGGUCCGUGUAACUGGCGAAAGUCCGUUUUGGUGUAAAAACACGUCCAGUGUUAUCUAACAUGUCGAGGCGGGAGACGUUUUGCUCAAGGUUAAUGGGACUGAUGUAAACCGGUUUACUACCAGAGAAGUUUUAAAAUGCUUGCGACUGUCAUCCGAUCCCGUCACUUUAAGACUGAGAAAGGACCCGCAGAUCAAGGCGAGCGUGAGACGGUACCUGUCGGCGGCGGCGGAGCGGCGGUCUAGCGGCGGCGGCGCCGGCGUACGCACCAACCACGACAAAUCGAGUUCCCCACCGUCGAGCAACUCGAACGGCACUUCGUCCAGCAACUCGUCGAGCAACGGGUCGGCGGUGCAGUCGGGCGACAGCUGCGAGGCGCUGCUCGCGGACGAGCGCGCGCGCCGCCCGCGCGUCUCGCAGCCCAAGUUCGAGGCGUACAUGAUGACCGGCGACCUCAUGCUCAACCUGUCCCGCGUCGAGCACCCGCACCACAACCACCAUGCGCCCACGCACCGUACACAUUACCAUAGGUACAACUCAACGCCGGCGUCCCCCAGCGAGAAUCGCGCUAGCGGACGCGUGGAGUUGGCACAGAGGCACAACUCGUCGCCCGACACGGGACUGGUCACCGUCGGCGACCAUGCAACCAAAAUGUUCAUAUCGCAGCCGGCGUCCCCCGCGGGCGGCGCGGGCGGCGCGGGCGGCGCGUGCGGCGCGGGCGCGGGCGCGGGCGGCGCGGCGGGCGAGGGCGCGGCGCGCGCGCACCACGCCGUGCGCACCUCGCGCUCCGAGGACCACUUACAGUUCCAGAAGGAGUCGUCGCUGAGCGCUGUGGCGGUCGACAUGGAAGAGGAUGUGACGUCAUCGCUCAACACGCUGCUGGACGCGCGACCCGACUCCGCCACGCCCGGCCCGCGUUCCGACUCCGAUCCUGAACGAGACAGGAUCGUGUGGACGUACAACGCGCCGGUGUCGUGUGCGUCGGAGCGCGCGCACUGUAACGGCUCUGGCGCCACCUCCAACUCCACAUCCAUCUCCGACGGCAUGUCACAACGGUCGUCGUCGCCGGCGUCGCCGACGUCAGCGUCGUCGUCGGGCAUGUCGUCGCGCGGCACGCCGCCGCAGCGCGCGCACCACCACGCUGCGCACGCGCACCACAAGCUUAACGGAGACAUGAGUCUGUCCGAAGCAGUGUCAAACAUAUCAAGCCCCGACUACCAGGACCAGGACGACAUGUUCGAGACAGGCCGCGAGUGUCCGCGCAUGGAGCUGUCCGACCCCUCCGACUCCGAUUCGACCAUACUAGUCUCCGAGCCUUGUCACAAGCGCGCCAAGUCCAACUCUACGUACUCGAACGAGCACGGCAGUGACGUCACGCUCAACGGCGACAACAACGAGCACAGGAUAGUGAUACAAGUGAAAGGACCCGACAAACAGACGCCGAACGCAACAGAAAAUGUAAAUAAUAAUAAUAAUAACAACAACAACUACGCGCAGAACACAAACGAAAAUGGAUUCAAUUCGCCCGAGAAUCAAGGUUAUCAGGAACUAGGGAGCAGUUCGGACGCCGGUUCUGACGAGGGUUCCGACGGUGACUCGCUUCACUCGUUCCACUACAGCCCGAAGGCGGUAGACAUCCCCUCCGCGGAGCGGCUGGCCAAAAGACUCUACUACCUCGAUGGAUUCAAGAAAUCAGACGUCUCAAGGCAUCUGAGCAAAAACAACGAGUUCUCGCGCGCAGUAGCCGAGGAGUACGUAAAGCACUUCUCGUUCGCGGGCGUGACGCUGGACGCGGCGCUGCGCACGUUCCUGGCGCGCUUCGCGCUCUCCGGCGAGACGCAGGAGCGCGAGCGCGUGCUCGUGCACUUCUCGCGCCGGUACCUCGAGUGCAACCCGGGAUCCUUCCGAUCACAAGACGCGGUGCACACGCUGACGUGCGCCAUAAUGCUGCUUAACACUGACCUGCACGGAUGCGGCGGCGGCGGUACGUUUCGGCGCAUGUCGUGUGCGGAGUUCAUCGAAAACCUCGCCGAGCUUAACGACGGCGACAACUUCCCGCGCGAAACGCUCAAGCACCUCUAUCACGCGAUACGCACGCAGCCGCUGCAGUGGGCGUUGGACGCGGAGGCGGCGGCAGCGGCGGCGGAGGCGCGCGCCGGUGGCGGUGGCGCGGGUGGCGCUGCGGCACCCGUCGGCUCCAACCCCUUCCUAGAUGUGCCCGACCAGGCGCGCGCCGUCGAGUACAAGAAGGGAUACGUUAUGCGCAAAUGCUGCGUCGACCCCAACGGCAAGAAGACUCCGUUUGGCAGGCGAGGCUGGAAGAUGUUCUACUGUACGUUAAGAGAUUUGGUUCUAUAUUUGCAUAAGGACGAGCAUGGUUUCCGACGCAGUCAAAUGUCGGAUAAUCUGCAUAAUGCUAUACGAAUACAUCAUGCCCUUGCGACAAAAGCAACAGAUUACACAAAGAAACAACACGUGUUCAGGCUGCAAACUGCCGAUCAGGCCGAAUAUUUGUUUCAAACAAGUGAUUCAAAGGAAUUGUGUUCGUGGGUGGAGACGAUUAACUUCGUGUGUGCAGCGUACUCCGCCGCGCCGCUCGCGGGUGCCGUUGGGUCGCAGCGCAAGUUUCAGCGACCGUUACUGCCUUGCACGCACACUAAGCUCUCUAUGCGCGAGCAACUCGCGGAGCACGAGGAGCGCGCGGCGCGGCUCGAGGAGGAACUCGCGGCGCUGCGGCAUGCGCGCGACAACACGCCGCACGCCCGCGAUAAGGAACACUACCUCGUAUACGAGAUGAAGCGGUACCGCACGUACGCACACGCGAUGCGGGCGCGCGGCGGCGGCGCGGGGGCGGAGGAGGCGGCACCGGCGCUGCCGGAGCGCGGCGAGCGGGCCGAGCGCGCACACGCCGCGCCGCCGCCCUGACGCGCCAUGGCGGUGUUCGCCGCCUGCGUGCUGUGACGCUGCCCGCGCCUGCCGUGCGUGGCCGCGGCGCCCGCCGACUGACCCCCGCGGCCUGUGCGGCCCGCGGAUGGGUUUUGGCGAUUGUGAACGCUUUCCAAGUGUUAAAUUGGAUUUUUGAGUAUAUCGAUACAUCUAGUCUUGUCUUCCUUGCGAUAUACCGUUUAGCGUUCGACCGCGUCGCCGUCGCGCUCUUGCAGUGUGACCGCGCGUGCGGUGCGUGUGAGUCGACCGCGAAUAUGGCGUAAAGUGCGAGUGAUAUGAAUGUGAAUAUUAUAUACGCCAAUAAUACUCGGAAAUAGUAACUCGAGGCUCGCGUACCGUCGGCUCGUGUUUUUUGGUAUUUAAAUUUGAUAUUUAUUAUUAGCGUUCUGCGUUACUGAUAACGGUAAGGAAAUUGUUUUCUUCACUGAUUUGCCGUUAUGGUUAUCAUAACGUCGUCAUAAGGCUGGUGGGGAUGCGCCCUGUUGUUUUAUAACGUGUCACAUGUUGCUGUGAAAUAGUUACGUUACUGUACCUAAUGUUUGGCGUCGGCCACAGGGCCGUCGGUUAUACGCUUUAAUUAUUGUCUUAUUAUGAUCACAACAUAUUGGCUUGGUAAGAUAUCAUAAGAAAAAUCAUAUAUCAUUCCAUGUAACUCGGUACCAUUGUUCAUUGUAGCGCGGCUGUAAGAGGCGGGCGAGACGUGGCGAGAUUUAGCUGUUGACUCAUUACUUUACUCUUUUUUACUUUAUAUUUAAAUCGGUAUAUUAUUUGACAACAGCUGAAUUUAUUACAUUGUUGUAAAUAGAUUUUAAAGUGUUGAGACUGAUAUGUGAUGUUAUUUAUUUCAUUCGUAAAUUAACCAGUGUCAAAGUCUUAGGCAUCGAUAGUGUAUGAAUACACCACUAGGAUCUCAGUUGUAAUGUAUAGCGCCUUUAGGUUGAAAGAUUAUGGUUUACUGUAUGAAGACGCGUCGAACGGAAUUUGUAUUUGAAUAUUGUGUUCAUGUUUGUUAGCUUUCUCUAGUAUUUAUUUACAAGUUCUAAUUAGGCAUUCUAAGUCAAUCCUUACAAUCAAUGACAGCUAGAAAAGCAAUAAUGUUUGCGUGUGUAAUGAAUGUAUAUGUAAGACACCUACUUUGGAAUGAAUCAAUCAAGGUCAAUUGUUGUAACCAAUGAAUGAGAACUAGUAUUAAAAUAAAGUUCAUUCCAAUAUAUUUCCGGCAAAUAUAUUACUUCUGAAGGUAAAUUAAGAUUUCUAUGACAUACUGUACAGAGAUAUGAAUGUGAGAUAGGGAACAAUUUAAGAAUGUGUUGAUAAUAAUAUAAUAGGUACAAGAUUACAUCAGUGUCUUGUAAUAUAAAACUAUAAAUCCAAAGCAUAUUUACAUUUUUCAUUUGUAAAAUCAAUGAAAUCAUUUUAAUGGCUGCCUACACAUUGCAUUAUUUAGUUCAGUAUAAGGUUUAAAAUCCAAGAUAUUUAUGUAUAUCUUUCCUAGAUGUACACUUAUUCUUGUAAAUAAACUGAUAUUUUUUUAUGAAUUAUUUACAUGUAACAUUUAUUUUUAUAUUAUUUAAUGUAUAGCUUGGUGAGACAUGUUUUUUUUUUUAUAAUAAAAAUGUUUGCUCGGCGCUUGAAAUGAUAUCUGCAUUAUUUUGCUUUUGUGAAGAUUACAUUCUAUUGAUUGGACUGUGCCCCAAUUAAAUAUAACAAGAUGAACUUGUAUUCAAAUCUAUGAAUGUUUAAAUAACAAUAAUAUUUACUUUGCUCAAACUGUACAAUUAUUUGUACAAAUGAGCAAUGAAGGGAUAGUCCCUGUGAAUAAAUAUUGGAAAUUAAUAGCACAUUUUCAUACAAUACACACUUUAUAUUGUUACAUCUAAAUUGUAAUUAGUGGAAACAAAGUAUUAUAAAAAUAAAUCUCUAUCAGUAAGUAUGGAAUUAAAGGUGGCUGUGCUGGAAGUGUAGUUAUAACAUUUGGAUCCAGUAGGUAAUUAUUGGAACUGUUUGCUGGAGUCGAACAACAAAUCAUGUUGGAAUUCAGCAUCAUAUUGUAAGGUAGGAUCUACCACUUUCAUAGACAUUUUGUGCUUACAUUCAUAAGCAAAAAUAGGCAUGCAGGGCUCCCUACAGAUCACCUGUGACUUAACUUUCAGAUUUGAAAAUUACAGCUAUAGAAUGUUUGAAGGUAAAUUGUGUUUAACUGAGAUUAGUGAUAGAUUGGAUGGAUGGUUUUCCCAUAUGUUAGACACUUCAACAUAAGACUUUUUGAUCUGUUGGUGCAAAAUCCUAUGCAUCAAGUCGCGGCAUCCUCAGAGAUUCGAGUCAUGCCUAAAUCUUAAUUGUAAAUAUGGUGUCAGGACUGUAGAGAUCCUUGCUAAAUUUUCAUCAAUCAUCAGAUAAAGUACAUUAUAAAUGUCUAAGUAAUUGAAACUAUCAUGUAAUAAUAGCCUUAGUACUUUUCUUUUAUACCAAUCAUAACCUUUAAAGAGCUGAAAUAAAUAUUUCAAAACAAGCCA